AUGGCCGGCCCCCAACGGCCUGCCUCUGGCCUUCCGACGAGGCGAACAACGACAGCACGACAACCGACGAGACGGGCGGGCUCUGCUGUACCUGAAUCACGAACAACCCAGCCCUCGCCGGCUAUCUCGACGAAAACUUCUGCUGCUCGUGGGCUGCGCGCGCUGAAGUCUCCGGAUACACCUGCGAGCGUUACUGCCAAGCGGAAAGAAAGGGACAUUGAGAGAGAGAUCAACGAAGAUACAAGCAUUCAUGUUGUCGUGCGGUGUCGAGGGCGGAACGAACGGGAAGUCAAGGAAAAUAGCGGAGUUGCCCUUGUUACCGAAGGAGUAAAGGGGAAAACAGUGGAAUUGUCGAUGGGCCCCAAUGCAGUGUCAAACAAGACCUAUACGUUUGACAAGGUGUUCUCUGCGGCUGCAGACCAGCUCACUGUGUACGAAGAUGUCGUGUUGCCGGUUGUUACAGAGAUGCUUGCGGGAUACAACUGCACAAUAUUCGCGUACGGGCAGACUGGUACAGGGAAGACAUACACGAUGUCCGGGGAUAUGACAGAUACUCUGGGAAUUCUGUCUGAUAACGCCGGUAUUAUCCCUCGCGUUCUCUACUCGCUUUUCGACAAGUUGGCCGAAACCGAGAGCGCGGUGAAAUGCUCCUUCAUCGAGCUGUACAACGAGGAACUACGAGACCUACUCUCUGUCGAAGAAAACCCGAAACUCAAGAUAUAUGAGAACGAGCAGAAGAAGGGACAUAUGAGCACGCUGGUACAAGGAAUGGAAGAGACUUACAUCGACUCCGCGUCAUCAGGCAUUAAACUGCUCCAGCUAGGCAGUCAUAAGCGUCAAGUGGCCGCUACCAAAUGCAACGAUUUGAGUUCUCGGAGUCACACGGUGUUUACGAUUACCGUGAACAUUAAGCGAACAACAGAAUCAGGCGAGGAAUACAUUUGUCCCGGAAAGCUGAAUCUUGUUGAUCUGGCGGGCAGUGAGAAUAUCCAGCGCAGUGGGGCUGAGAACAAGCGUGCAACUGAAGCUGGUUUGAUCAAUAAGAGCUUGCUCACGUUGGGUCGGGUCAUCAACGCCUUGGUCGACAAGAGCCCUCAUAUUCCGUACAGAGAGUCGAAGCUCACGAGGCUGCUGCAGGAUUCCCUCGGAGGACGAACCAAGACUUGUAUCAUCGCCACGAUUUCGCCUGCCCGAAGCAAUCUCGAGGAGACGAUAUCGACACUGGACUAUGCCUUCAGGGCAAAGAACAUCCGCAACAAACCUCAAAUCAACUCUACCAUGCCCAAAAAAACGCUUCUUCGUGAAUUCACCUCUGAAAUCGAGAAACUAAAAGGCGAGCUCAUCGCAACAAGGCAUCGGAAUGGCGUCUAUAUGUCAGUCGAGUCAUACGAGGAGUUGACAAUGGAGAACGACUCUCGGAGAAUUAUCAACGAAGAGCAGCGCGCGAAGAUCGAAUCCAUGGAAUCUAACCUACGCCACAAGGUCCAGGAGCUGUUUACCCUGACGAGCAAGUUCAACGAUUUGAAGAAGGACAAUGACGACACUCUCGCAGCCCUGUGCUCAACCAGUGAUGUGUUGCAGCAGACGGAGUUCGUCUUACAGAACACCAAAUCCCAGCUUGAGGAGGAAGAAAUGCUACGCAGCGCGCACCAGGAGACUGAACAACAACUUCAUAAUAUCGGCAAGGGUCUGCUAACGACCCUGGACCAAACAGUACAUGAUGUCGGUAGAUUACAUGCGAAACUGGAUCGUAAAGCCAAGUUGGACGCUACAAACAGAGAGAUCUGGGAACUAUCAACAACCGAAGUCUCGGAUGUCACCAAACAGAUCGACAGCAGGGUGGACACUUUCCAAUCGGAGCAUGUGAAGCUUCUAGAAUCAAGCUCGAACAGGAUUACCGAAUUUAUUGUGAACGAACUCUCCCAAAUGGAAACAGCGCAGUCUAAACUGUCCGAUUUCAGUCAAACUCUCGACGAAGCAUAUACCAAGGCGAAAGCCGAAACAUCAAGCGCUCAUGACGAGAUAAACAAUGUGCUUGAGGAGAUCAAAGAUUUGCGAGAAGAUGUCAAAUCCAAAGUCAGAGAGGGGCUCAAUGGCCUCUCUGCCGCUGCCGCCCGGAUAUCCAAGGAAGUUAUCGGGGAAUUUGCUGAGUUCCAUGCACAGCUUCAUUCGUCCUAUAGCAACCUUGGAAAGGAUCUGAAAUCCAUCUUUGAGACUAUGACCGACCAUCUGAACGAGCAGAGAAACGAGAUUGAUCGCCUGCGAGUCGACCUGCAAAAUGCUAAUCGUGAAAACAUCGAGACCAGUCGCAAAGCUUCUACGCAUCUUGCACAAACCCUUGAGGAGGAGCAGGUUGCUGCGGAGUCCGAGCGGGAAAUCCUGAUGUCGCAGAUCCAGUCCCUCAUUGAAGAGUCCCGACAAAAACAGUUCGGUCGGCUGAAAACAAAGAUCGAUACCGUUCGGGCGGAUAUUUCAUCAUCUGGGGACUCCCUUGAACAAGCAACGACUCAUCACGAUCGCCAAGUCGAUGAAUGGGUAUUCAAAUCUGAGCAAUUCGCAAAGGAUGUCAACGGGUCAAAGGAAGAACUCAAGACUCGCAUGCAAAACGACUGGGAGGCAUUCGACCAGCGCAACUCUUCGAUUCAGAAGACCACCGAGUCGGUGCACAAGGAAACAGUGCGCAUCGUUGAUGCCCAGAUGAACGACAUGGGAAGACAAAUGGAGGCCUUGGAUGAUUUCGUAGCGAAAGCACGGUCUCAGAACGGUCUCUACCGUGAUGCUCAUCAUGCUACCCUCGACAACAUUGCUACUGGCGUUCACCAAUCGUACUCCUCAGUCCAGCAGCAAUUCGGCGGCCUAGGAACCCGGAUGAACCAGCUCCAGGAAGAAGCAGCCCAAAGCCGGACAAGCCUGCAAGAAUCCAUGGUGCCGUUGUCUGAGGGUGUCCGCAAGCCUCUUUCGGAUCUUUCUUUCAAUGUCCAGAAUCGGCCAUUGGAGGAGUAUGUCUCGACUGGUGCCACUCCCAAGAAACGUAAAUACGAGUACACUUCGGUCCUGCCAGUCACUGAAUCGCAUGAGGCUCUGAAGUCAAGAUUACGAACAACUAAAGAGAUGGAAGUGCUGCCCUUCAACAACGAGGAUGCACUCCAGGCACCUGCUAGCUCCGCAGGGACUUCGCCUUCGAAAGGAUUCGUCUAUAACGAUACAGAAGACGAGGUAGGAACUCAAGUACCAUCCAUGACCAGCGUCAACCCUUCCAACACGGGACUUAGGGAAGUCGAUGCCAACGUCGCCGCAAGACCGCUCGCGUCUAAUACGGACGGCAAACCAGCCAUGGACCAACCCAUCUCCCUACCUGAUGGUGCUGAUGCCCUUGCCGAAACCGACGAUACCGAGGCUCCACCUUCCAAGAGGCGCCGCUCAAACCCAGGCACGCUUGAGACUAAACUCCCUCACAAGAUGGUCGCCAAGAGGAUGGCCGGGAUGAUGGAAGGCCGAGAGAAUGUUCCGCCUUCCAGUGCUCGCAGGCUCAGACAUCGUCCUUCACCGUGA
Molecule: messenger RNA, 3552 nt
Organism: Aspergillus calidoustus
Lineage: Eukaryota; Fungi; Ascomycota; Eurotiomycetes; Eurotiales; Aspergillaceae
Source: the annotation of a GenBank genome assembly